AUGAAUAAUUCAUGUAGGAUUGGAUUUACGCCGGUGACAUUGGCUUGCCGUGUUAGCUCGUCCCAUCCUCCAUCCUCUCGAUGGAGCGAUAUCGGCGGGGGCGGCCAUCUUGGGGACGGGGCCAGCUGGCAAAGUGGGCCACUGGUGGGGGCGGGUCGUUGCCCCCGUGACGUCACCGCCGUGACGCAACCCGCAUUAUUGCGUCACCGGGGCCUCAGGGGCUCGGAGGAGCUGAGCAGCAGUUUCGAUAGAUCUAGUCAUUUCUACGAUCGGGAGGGGGCGGGGGGCUACAUCCGCAGGAGCGGGAGCUACCAUUCCCAAGGGGAGUCGCUCUCGAGGAAUCGAACCCGCGACAGGACGGCCUACAGGAACGGCCCGUAUACACCCAUCAUUGAGAGGUAA
This is a messenger RNA of Nezara viridula (southern green stink bug), 402 nucleotides long. Lineage: Eukaryota; Metazoa; Arthropoda; Insecta; Hemiptera; Pentatomidae. The record is from the annotation of a GenBank genome assembly.